GAAGCCCGCACAGCCUGCCGCGGCUUCUGCUGCGCUGCGGAGACGCGCUGCACCGGACGGCACUCGCGCAAGCAAGUGGACGUUACCCGCUUCUCACCCACCAAGAUGGUGAUGUUACACAGCUAUUGUGAGGGAAAUGAGUCCCUGGCACAGGCAUGGGCUCAAGAGGGGCUGUCCCCCUGCUUCUACUUCACGCUGGUGCCUGCAGUGCUCUUCAGUGUCUGUCUCCUAUUGGGUGCCCUACAGUAUACCUGUUAUGCUCAGUUCAGCCGCACCAUGGAGCCAAAGUAUAUCCCUCGCUCCCGCCUGUACUAUACCCAAAUUUUGGUGUCUCUGUUCCUCACCCUGAUGCCCUUCUGCACUUUCCUGUGGCAAGUGCUGGGUGUGCAAGAACUGAAUGGAUAUAUGGUGCUGAAUGCCUGCUUGUCAGCCAUGAGCUGGGCCACCUCAAUUGGGCUGCUGCACCUAGAACGCACCAGGGUGAUGGUGCAGGAUCGGAUCAGAGGCCAUGGAGCAACCCUUCUCCUCUACUGGGCUCUAGCUUUUGCUUUUGAGAAUAUGGCCUUCAUCUCCUGGAACAGCCCACUCUGGUGGUGGGGAUUAAAAGACACCAGCCAAAAGGUCCAAUUCAGCCUGUGGUUCCUGCGUUACAUCAGCACCUUCACCCUCUUCGUUUUGGGGAUCAAGGCCCCAGGGCUGCCCCGAAAGCCCUACAUGCUUCUAAUUAAUGAAGAUGAGCGUGAUGUGGAAAACAGCCAGCCCCUGCUUCCAAAUGCCAGACAGAACACCUCCACGUGGAAGGAUAUGGGCCAGAAGAUACUCCUCCUUAUACAGUACAUGUGGCCAAAGGGGAACUACCCACUGCAGGGCGUGGUGAUAUUCUGUCUAAUGCUUAUGGGGCUGGAGCGUGCCAUCAAUGUCUUUGUGCCCAUCUACUACAAGCAUAUUGUGGAUGAGCUCACAGAGAGAGUGACUUGGCACAUAGUGCUUCAGACCAUUUGUAUCUACGCGAUCCUCAAGUUCCUCCAGGGAGGAGGGGCUGGAACCACUGGCUUCCUUAACAAUGUUCGCACCUUUCUGUGGAUCCGCGUGCAACAGUUCACCAGCCGUGAAGUCCAGGUAGAGCUCCUCCGGCAUCUCCAUAACCUGUCUCUUCGCUGGCACCUGGAGCGCAAGACAGGCGAGGUGUUGCGCAGUGUUGACCGAGGCACUAGCAGCAUCAACAGCUUGCUCAGUUACAUCAUAUUCAGCAUCUUCCCCACGGUGGCUGAUAUUAUAAUUGCUAUUGUGUAUUUCGCCUUAACCUUCAGCGGCUGGUUCGGCCUCAUCAUCUUCCUCUGCAUGAGCCUUUACCUCACACUGACUAUAAUAAUGACUGAGUGGCGAACAAAGUACCGCCGUGAUAUGAAUCUUCGUGACAAUGAGGCCAAGUCUCGAGCUGUUGACUCACUUCUCAACUUUGAGACGGUGAAGUAUUACAGUGCAGAGGACUACGAGGCUAGACGCUUCAAUGAUGCCAUUAUCAAGUAUCAGGUUGCAGAAUGGAAAGUAAAUGCAUCCCUGGGCCUGUUGAACCAGACACAGAAUCUGGUGAUAGGCUUGGGGCUGCUGGCUGGAUCCCUCCUAUGUGCUUCUUAUGUGACUAAUAAGAAACUCCUUGUAGGCGAUUAUGUUCUCUUUGGCACAUACAUUAUUCAGUUGUAUACUCCGCUGAACUGGUUUGGCACAUAUUACAGAAUGAUCCAGUCCUCAUUUGUUGACAUGGAAAAUAUGUUUGAGCUCUUCAGGGAAGAACUGGAGGUGAAGGAUGAACCAGGUGCUGGAGAUCUUCGAUUUCUCGCAGGACGUGUGGAAUUUGAAAAUGUCCAUUUUGGCUAUGUAGAAGGGAAGGAAAUUUUACAUGAUGUUUCCUUUACCGCAAUGCCUGGGCAAACUCUAGCGCUGGUGGGACCCUCUGGGUCAGGAAAGAGUACCAUUGUCCGACUGCUGUUCCGCUUUUAUGACGUGUGGGGAGGCUGCAUACGAAUAGAUGGGCAGGAUAUCUCUAAGGCAAAGCAGGUCUCUGUGCGUUCCCAUAUUGGUGUAGUGCCUCAGGACACUGUCCUCUUCAAUGAUACCAUUCGCAACAACAUCCGAUAUGGUCGUAUUGACGCUACCAAUGAAGAGGUUAUAGAGGCAGCCAUGACUGCUAAUAUCCAUGAUCGUAUCCUCACAUUUCCUGAUGGUUAUGAUACGCAGGUUGGUGAGCGAGGUCUGAAGCUGAGCGGUGGGGAAAAACAGCGAGUUGCUAUUGCCCGCACCAUCUUGAAGAACCCUCACAUCAUCUUGUUCGAUGAGGCAACAUCAGCAUUGGACACCAAAACGGAGAGAAAAAUCCAGGCAUCGCUGGCUAAAGUAUGUGCCAACCGCACCACUAUUAUUGUGGCUCACAGGUUAUCAACCAUAGUUAAGGCUGAUCAAAUCCUAGUUAUCCGGGAGGGCCGAGUGGUGGAGCGAGGAAGGCAUGAGCAGCUACUAAAGAAAGGUGGUCUCUACUGUGACAUGUGGUUUCAACAAGGAAGUGAGAAGCCUGGUGGUUCAGACACAGACAGCAAGGCCAGCAUCAUAUCAAAAGCUGGCGCUGAGGAAUCAGAAGCAGGUGAUGCUGUGGGUGAGUCUGAGGAUGAAGCUCAGGAUGAACCUGAAGCUCAGGAUGAACCUGAAGCUGAGGACGAACCUGAACAUGAGGAUGAAUCAUAGCCAAGCAACUGAAAGAACUACUGAAUGUCUCCUGCACGAUGGAGCUUGAAGCCAAAAAGGGGCUGCUACCUUGCCCUUGACAUUUGUGAUGACUUACCACACAAUGGGAAAGUUCUGGUCUCUAGAACAUUUAGCAGAUCCACCAAGUUUGGUUAUGGAAAAUCAAAUUAGAGGAAGCAUAGACUCCAUAUUCUUAACCUGCUCAUAGUGAUAGAACAACAAAGAGUACCCUACAAGCUGCUGUCAGGGUGCAGAAUAUGUUGCAUGGUGAUCCAGACAUGUUAUGAGUGAAGGGGAGAGGCUGGGACCAGGGCCACCCUGCCAUACUACUGUUGUCACUGGCAAAUGUCUUUUUCCGCAAGAUGAACUGGGUAGGCAAGAAGAGGAAAAUGACACGUGUGAGUAUUGCCAGUGUUCUGUAUGGAACCAGAGGAAUCCUCAGGGAAAAGAGGCGCAUUUUCAUAAGUUCUGAUUUUGAAAUGUCUGUUUGAUUUUCAUAAACUCUGUUUUCAGAUCAAUUUGCAGAUUCCAUUU
Molecule: messenger RNA, 3273 nt
Organism: Python bivittatus (Burmese python)
Lineage: Eukaryota; Metazoa; Chordata; Lepidosauria; Squamata; Pythonidae
Gene: ABCB6
Product: ATP binding cassette subfamily B member 6 (LAN blood group)
Biological process (GO): heme transport; transmembrane transport
Cellular component (GO): vacuolar membrane
Molecular function (GO): ATP binding; heme binding; ATP hydrolysis activity
Source: RefSeq, a predicted model, not a curated record